GUUUCACGACCAGCAACAAUAGGGUAGCAAGUGAAAUCGAGCGGCAGAGGGACAGCGAUACAAAAAAAAAGGAAAAGUUAGAGAGAUUUAUGCGCAGCAAGCAAAUCGUCCAAGAGCGGAGACUUGGAGCGGAUGAGUGCAGAACUGGAGAAUAACCGGCCGCCGUCCUCGGCCUCAUGACCGGCCUGCACGCAAGCUGUUCGUGCAGGUAGUGUAGUCGAGUUGCGACCCGGGGGUACUUCCUUCCGACUUCCCUUGUACAGUUUCCGGACACGGACACAGAACAGAGGAUUGGAUAGAUGGACAGAGGCGACGCCCGUCGCUCCUUGCAGAUUUGCUAACCUGAGCCCGGCCCAACCUCAAGCCGGAGCCUUGAUCUCAAUGGAAAACAAAAAAUCUUUGACCUGAGGUCCGCUGGGGCGGUCUUGCCGAGAUUGCCAUUGGUCCGAACCUUGUCGUGAGCUUUUGGCCAGGAAUCGCAUCCACGGCAGCACCCUCAGGUUGGAGUGAGGAGAGCGGCUGCUUGGUUACAUUCAUCCACCCGGGAAUCACAGUACAGCCGCAGCUCGAAGCAGCUGUACUGGACCCGGGGCAGGGGAGGGGAGGGGAGAGUGGGCGAGUUUGGGAGGGAGGCAGGCCGAAUCUGCCGAAUGUGGGACCGGCACACGUGGGUGAGGCUGAGAUUGGCGGAGGUUCUUACACAGACACAAGAUUGACUCUUGGUUGGGCCAAAGUUAUGAGCCGAGCUCCGGACGAAGCAGAUGAGAGCGCGACUGACUGAGAUGAGUCGCCUGUGGCGUUCCGUCGCACAGAAGUCGCCGCCUCAUGAACUUUAGCUCGAGCUUUGAGAGGGACAAGCUGCGAGAGCUCGGCUCGGCUCGGCUCCGCUCCGCGCAGCAGGAGAUGCACUGUUAUAAUAUAGCUGGUGCUUUUCAAUUCACAAUUGACUCUAUUCUUGGAAUUACAGGGAUAGAGCAAGAGAGGUCCUAGAGUUGGGCCGCAGGAUCGACGCUGCUGCUGCUGCUGUUGCUGUCGAGAGUCCAGCCGGAUCAGCUUUCUACGCUUGUUGCCUUCCUCUGCCAGCUAGCUAGCUUUUGCUUGCGAACUCAGGACCUCUACUGAUAUCGAGAGCGAGGAGAGUGCCCUUUUUCUCCCCUCCUUUGUUUGUGCCCGACCUACCUUGCAAGAACCUAGCACUAGAAGAAGAAGCAGAAGCGGAAGUCAGUCAGUCAGUGGGUCAGUCAGUCGGUCGGUCAGAGAGAUAAUCAGACUGGGCCUGUGACUCCCGACCCCCUCGAGUUGUUGUUGUUGUUGUUUCCUUUGUUGUUUAUUCAUACAUACCUACAUAUACCUUUGCCCAUCAGCGUGGGGAGUCCUCCUCUGGACGCAAACGUCCGGAUGGCUGUUGCAGUAGUCGCCAGGUGAAUCCACGAUUCAAAACAGUUCGGAGAUCGAGCGGAGUCGAGGCGCGGCUCCGUUUGCAUGUGUUCAAAUUCACGCCUAAUUCUUUAGCACCCGAUAGAUUGCCUUCCUCUCGUUCUCUCGUUCGUUCCUUCAUUCAUCCCGGGCAGGCUCGUGUGCCGCACGGUCUUGGGACAUAGAUGAUUUCUACUUGUCUUGUGAAGCUUUCCUUCUAUUUUUUCCAUCUUUCUGAUUGCGUAGAUUAGAAGCCCGAGUGGGCGCCCGAUUGGUGAGCUGCUCGCGUAGCAGCUUCAGAUGCAGGGAGGUUUGAUGUUUUUGGAGAUACAGAUUCGAUCGAAUUUUCAGAAGCACAGCGAAGAAGACGAGAGUGGAAGUAACUGAAGGAGAAUAAGCAGAAGCAGGAGCAGAAGAAGCAGAAGAAGAAGUAAGUCGGGAUUUGGUUGAGCAUAGUCUGUGAGCAGGAGCAGGCCAAUCUGUCGAUUGGAAUCAGUGGGAAACAGGUAGUAGAUUCACGACUGCUGGUCGCAAUCAUUCGAUAGAGAUAGAGAUUCAAAUGGGGCUGAGCGCCGGGAUGGCCGUAGACACAGAGAUGGGUUCGGCGACGGCAGGCGCCUUCGCAGAAAUGGUAUGGAAUCAGACGUUCAACGUGCUGGCCGGAGAGAACAACGCCACGGCAGUACCGCCGGACCCGACAGGAUACGAGAUAACUGCGAAAUUCAAUCCGAGCAUGGCCAUCAUCAUCAUCGUGCUAAUCAGCGCAUUUUUGUUCAUGGGAUUCUUCUCCAUAUACGUCCGCAGGUGCACGACCACGGAGCCCGAGAAUGUGAACAACGGCCCGCCCAAUUCCAGAGCGGCGGAAGCCCAGAACCGCUCGGGCCAGGGCUUGGACAGAGCCGUGGUCGAGACCCUGCCGCUGGUGGGCUACUCGCUCGUCAAGGGGCUCAAGGGCGGCAAAGACCUGUCGGAAUGCGCGGUGUGCCUCAGCGAGUUCGAGGAGGACGAGCGGCUCAGACUGCUGCCGAAAUGCGGCCAUCUCUUCCACCCGGAGUGCAUCGACAUGUGGUUCUUCUCGCACGCCACCUGCCCGCUGUGCCGAUGCAGCCUCGUGCCGGCCGAGGGCAAGGAGGGCGGCGCCAGCCCGGAGGCGUUCGCGAAUUGGGUCCGGGUCGACUCGCGGGGCAACGUGAGCGAGGGCGUGGCCAUCACCAUCCACGACGGGCCCCCGGCGCCGCCCAAUGGGUCCAUUCUGGAGCUGCUCUCGAGGGAGAAUGCCGAGCGCCUGCUCACCGACAGCCUGCGCCGCGACGAGGCCGAGCGCAUGGACGCGGGCCUGGCCAGCCGCGAGGAGAACGUGGGCGAGGAGCGCGCCGGCGAGCUCCGCGCUCUGAACCGAGCGCUCUCGCGCAAUUCCACCUCGUUCCGCAAGGCCGCCAGGGGCAUCGAGGUCACGGAGCGCAUCGGCGCAGCCAGCGAGUCAGCGCGCUUCCACCCUGCCACCAUCGCUGGCGCGGGCGCCGGCUUCGACAAGCGCGGCGCCAACCGGUCGGUCGGCUCGAGCCAGUCGUUCAACAUGGCGCUGCGCCGAUCGAGCUCCGUGGGCUCCUCGGGGCGCUACAUCCGCCAGCUCUUCGGGCAGAAUUACGCCGACUACUUCUCCCCGGAGACGGCCGGCGACGGGCUGAGGGUCGAUCGCGCCCGCCUGCUGGGCGAGCACCGCCUGCCCGCCAAGGAGCCGGCCGCGCCCGCGGGCGCCAAGGUGCGGCGCGAGAAGAGCGAGGACGAGCUGCACAACAUUUUUUUCAACGAGCUCCAGAACAUGACCUACACGGAGGACAGCCGGCGCGGAUCCUCGGCUUUCAGGAGCGGCGAGCUGUGGGACAGCAUCGAUUUGCAGAACGAGAGCGUCCGGGCUGCGCAGCAGGAGCAAUCGCUGCUGGGCCCUCGCACGCGGAGCGGCGAAUUGCCGCCCUGGCAGAGGAAUUUGGACUUCCCGUCCACGGGAAAGAGCGGCGAAUUGCCGCCCCUGAGCAGAAACGGUGACAAACGCGUGAGGCUGCAGGGCGAAGCGAGCGGCCCUUUGUACGUGCGGCGCAAAGGCAAUGGCAGCACGGGAGGCGAUGGCGGAACGCGCUCCGACCGGUGGAAUUUCAGUAUUCGUCGAACGUUCAGCCUGAGGAGAACCUUCUCCGAUUCCAGAGAUCAGCUCGACAGCUUGUCGUCGUCGCAGAACGAUAGCGCCCGCUGGUACUUGCCGGGCCCCGGGAUUCCCACUCCUCCGUCGCGGCCGAAGAAGUACUCUUCUCCGUGGGCCGCCGCCAUGAAGGAUCGGCGAUCGCAGUCGGUCGAUCACAUCGCGUCCGGUCCUUCGACCCCCACCCCAUCUCUGCCUUCGCCGUCUUCGGCCUUCUCUCCCUACGCCCUGUCUCUGCCGUCCCCCUCCGUGCAUCAUCAGGCUUCGCAGUACUCCUCCAGCUUGCCCUCUCCGGCGGCUGCUUCUCCCUCCUCCCCUCCGAGUCUUGGCCCUCCUACCGUCCCGCAAUCGACCUCGAGUCAACAGGAUCAAUCCCAACAUCAUCAGCAACAGGCAGCGCCCGAAUCGCAGCUUCAGAUCAUCACUCAAUGAGCCAUUCCACUCUCAUUCUGACCAGAAAGCCUGUCACAUUUUAAGCGUCAAAUGUUAUGUACAGCCCUUAACUCCUUGCGUUAUGUUUAUCCUGUCCUGCAUUUUUCUUCUGGUGUUGUCUGGCCACAAACAACAGUUCCUAGCGAAUUGGCUACAAUUUGGAGCAAUGGGUUGUAUUUAUUCAUUUUGUCAUGGAUUUUUGGAAUCGUUAUCGAGGUUUCGGUAGCCCUGGCCAAUACAGUGAAUCAUGAGUAGGAAACAUAGAACGAGAGGAGAGAGAGAGAACUACGGGUAGGUUUUUGGAUCCGGCCUGUUCCAGCUGAUCUCGAAGUUGAAAACUGCGGGGUUUUUCCUGCCUAAAAAUCUAGAGAAAUUCUGGGCAACAAUGCCACCUUGCCUCUUGAAGAUGAUGAAGCAGUGAUGCAGCAACUGCAACUGAUGAAAAGGCCUGUUGCUGCAACCUCAUUUUCUUCCCCGAUCAGAAGUCAUCAUAGAGGUCGACUUUGUAUCGCAAGUAUUAUGUGAAUAUGGGGAAGUGUAGAUACGUCAAUGAAAGUAGGAAUUAAAUUGAAACAUUUUAGGAACUGAGCUACUGUACAUGUUCGUCGUGAUUACCCACGCUGCAAAUUGUGGUCAAUAAACACUCUCAUCGAAUGGGUCACAUCUAUGUCUUCGCAUCUCCCUUUGGCUGGAUUUGUUUUCACAAUGAUUUCUUCUCAUUGUAUGCCCCCUGGUGUCUGUGCUCGAUGCCCCACUUUUUUCUCAGUCCUAGUGUGUCCCAGUCCUCAGUCUUUGUGUGUCUGCCUCCUCCCAGUUUCGACUUUGGUUGCAAGCCACGGAUUCUGGUCGAGAGACGGAACAAUUAGAAUGCCAUGUGUUCAGAGAUUUCAAAAUUGCACCGGCUUGAGCAUUGCACACCAGGACCACUGGCGCAUAGGUGUUACAUGAGGUCGUUGUUUCAGCGGAGUUGUAUGUGUCCGUCGACGUGGACCCCACAGCAUUCGAUGAAGUUUGGUUUAAAGUCUGUGUCGUACCUUGUCAGUGAAGUCUCGAAUAUGAUUGAUUGAAAUGCUCGCACGAGGAUAAAAGGCAUGAGCGGUUAAGAACUACACCUGGUGAAGUGCACGUCUGCAUGCUGCGAAAGCUGAAAAUCUUGUGUAGCCACAAGAGAUAGAUUCAGC
Molecule: messenger RNA, 5226 nt
Organism: Marchantia polymorpha subsp. ruderalis
Lineage: Eukaryota; Viridiplantae; Streptophyta; Marchantiopsida; Marchantiales; Marchantiaceae
Source: the annotation of a GenBank genome assembly